Molecule: messenger RNA, 1440 nt
Organism: Oppiella nova
Lineage: Eukaryota; Metazoa; Arthropoda; Arachnida; Sarcoptiformes; Oppiidae
Source: the annotation of a GenBank genome assembly
AUGGCAAUACGACCUCGCCCAACUGAAAAGACCCCGAUACUAUCAUUACCACUUCAAGCUAAGCUAUGGCGUAUACUCUCACACGCACAAACGGGGGUUAAGGUAAAUAACAUAUUGGCGGGUCUGGGUAGUGGCGUAGCUUCCCAUUCAUUGCAAAUAAUUGAAGCAAAUAGUCCUCAACGGUAUGAUUACGGGGAUGAUAUAAUGAAUUUACAAAAAUAUGGGUCCGUAACACCACCUUGUUACGAUAUAUCGGCCAUAACUUCGACUAAUAUAGCGUUCAUAUACGCGGCCAGCGAUUGGAUAGUACCGGUGCCUGACGUACGGAAUAUAAUACAUCAUUUGAAAGUGCCAUUACUAGAUGAUUAUUUGGUACCGGACCACACGUGGAAUCACAUGGAUUUACUGUGGGCCAGGGAGGCUGGUCGAUAUGUGAAUACUAGGGCUCAAAUUAUAGAGUCCCGGGGCUUUCGGGCUGAAAACCAUUACAUAACUACCGGUGAUGGAUAUAUACUGUCAUUUACCCGGAUAGUCAACCCUCACGUCACCGACCGCUCAAAACUACGGCCCAUAAUAUUACAGCAUGGCUUUCAGGCCAAUGCCGACAUGUGGCUCAUUAACUCCAUGGGAAGGCUCACCGAUAAGGGCCAGUGGGUCGAGGAUAACAACAACGGCCCGGUAGGCAAUACCCUGGGCUUUGUAUUGGCAGUCAAUGGCUAUGACGUCUGGUUGGCUAAUAUGAGGGGAAAUAUAUAUUCACAAAAUCACACUAAAUUUAAAAUUGAUGAUCCAAGAUUCUGGAGGUUUUCUGUCGAUGAGAUGAUUGAUUACGACUUACCGGCGAUGAUAUCAUACAUACAAAAGGAGACCCAAAAAGCUAGUCAACCACAAUACUCCAAUAUAAUUGAACCGGCUAUAUUAAUAGCAACUGUCCCAUUUCUUGGUAACACCACAACACCGAACUCGGAUACACCAUUCCUAUUGGUUCCUAAAUUUAGGAAAUCAUUGGGACACCUGUGCGACUCGUCAUUUAUAUCACGAUAUAUUUGCUACACAUUUAUCAAGUUGACAUUGGGAUUUCAACAGGAUCAGUGGGAUUUUACUCGAACAGGUGUUUACAUAUCAACAAUGAUUUCGGGCUCCAGUAGUCGGAACGUUGAGCACAUCCAUCAAAUUAUUAAUGCAAUCCGUUUUCAACGUUAUGACUACGGGGAUAAUGAGACAAAUACCCAAAAAUAUCAGUCCCAGGUACCCCCACCCUAUGAUAUGUCCGCAAUUAACUCAACUAACAUAGCGCUCAUAUAUACGGCUAAUGAUUGGAUGAUUACUUUACCGGACCUACAAAAACUUAAGGGUCAUCUCAAAGACGAUUAUAUGGUACCUGAGCUGACUUGGAACCAUAAUGAACCAUUGUUGGGCAGGGAAGCAGGGUUAAAUUAA